Chrysochloris asiatica (Cape golden mole) is the source of this 1363-nucleotide messenger RNA. RefSeq names its product tyrosine aminotransferase (gene TAT). The record is from RefSeq and is a predicted model, not a curated record. The transcript is spliced from 11 exons. Gene Ontology annotation, biological process: biosynthetic process; aromatic amino acid catabolic process. Bases 2 to 1363 code for a protein of 453 amino acids. Gene Ontology annotation, molecular function: L-tyrosine:2-oxoglutarate transaminase activity; pyridoxal phosphate binding. Lineage: Eukaryota; Metazoa; Chordata; Mammalia; Afrosoricida; Chrysochloridae.
AAUGAACCCUUACGUGAUUGAGAUGAGCGGCCGUGGCACCCACCCCUCAGUUUUGGAUGUGCACGUCAACAUUGGUGAGAAAAGCUCCAUGCAGGGAAAAAUGAAAGGCAGGAAGGCCAGAUGGUGCGUGAAGCCCUCGGACAUGGCCAACAACACUUUCAAUCCCAUCCGGGCCAUUGUGGACAGCAUGAAGGUGAAGCCAAAUCCAAACAAAGCAACAAUUGCUCUGUCAAUUGGGGAUCCCACUGUGUUUGGAAACCUGCCUACAGACCCUGAAGUUACACAAGCAAUGAAAAAUGCCCUGGACUCCGGGAAGUAUAAUGGCUACGCCCCAUCCAUUGGUUACCUAUCCAGUCGAGAGGAGAUUGCUUCUUAUUACCACUGUCCUGAGGCACCCCUGGAAGCGAAGGAUGUCAUUCUGACAAGUGGUUGCAGCCAGGCUAUCGAACUUUGUUUAGCUGUAUUGGCCAAUCCAGGACAAAACAUCCUAGUUCCUAGACCUGGUUUCUCUCUCUACAAGACUUUGGCCGAAGCUAUGGGAAUUGAGGUCAAACUCUACAACCUUCUGCCAGAGAAGUCUUGGGAAAUUGACCUGAAACAACUCGAAUCACUGAUUGAUGAAAAGACAGCAUGUCUCAUUGUUAAUAAUCCAUCAAACCCCUGUGGGUCUGUGUUCAGCAAAAAGCACCUUCAGAAAAUUCUGGCAGUGGCUGCAAGGCAGUGUGUCCCCAUCUUAGCUGACGAGAUCUAUGGAGACAUGGUGUUUGCAGAUUGCAAAUAUGAGCCUCUGGCCACCCUCAGCACCAACGUUCCCAUCCUAUCCUGUGGUGGGUUGGCCAAGCGCUGGCUGGUUCCUGGCUGGAGGUUGGGCUGGAUCCUUAUCCAUGACCGAAGAGACAUUUUUGGCAAUGAGAUCCGAGACGGGCUGGUGAAGCUGAGCCAGAGGAUUCUGGGACCUUGCACCAUUGUCCAGGGAGCUCUGAAAAGCAUCCUGCGUCGCACCCCUCAAGAGUUCUACGACAACACUCUGAGCUUCCUCCAGUCCAACGCUGAUCUCUGUUAUGGGGCAUUAGCUGCCAUCCCUGGACUCCGGCCAGUCCGCCCUUCUGGGGCCAUGUACCUUAUGGUUGGAAUAGAGAUGGAACAUUUCCCAGAAUUUGAGAAUGAUGUGGAAUUCACUGAGCGGCUAGUGGCUGAGCAAUCCGUGCACUGCCUCCCAGCAACGUGCUUUGAGUAUCCGAAUUUCUUCCGAGUAGUAAUCACAGUGCCUGAGGUGAUGAUGCUGGAGGCCUGCAGCCGGAUCCAAGAGUUCUGUGAGCAGCACUACAGUGCUGAAGGGAGCCAGGAAGAAUGCGACAAAUAG